GGUUGUUGAGAGUAAAGCUGGUAAAGGGGAGGAAACUCCAUCCAAGGAGGAUGAUGGGGCUCAGAGAGAGAUGCCAGCUCAGACUGAUCAGGAGAAUCAGGAGAUUGUGGUAGACCUAAAUGACAAGUCAGAAAAUGAAGUGGAAGUUCCGAUUCCUGAAACCCAGGAACAACCAAAGAAAAACUUGGCAGAUAAUCCACAGCAACAGCAGGACCAGCCUCCCAAACCACAGGAUCAGCCUCCCAAACCACAGGAUCAGCCCACCCAACAACAGGAACAGCAUCAGGAACAGCCUCAAGAGCAUCAGGAACAGCCUCCACAACAGCAGGAACAGCCUCCACAACAGCAGGAACAGCCUCCACACAAAGCAAGUGCAACCUCCCCAAAAGCAAGUGCAACCUCCCCAACAAGAGCAGCCACCACAGCAACAUGCACAGCAAUCACAGGAGAGUGGUAGCCAACAGCAACAACAGCAGCAAGAUCAACAGCAUUUCCAGCAGCAGCCUACUGGACACAAACUUGAUGUAGUUUUGGCAAAGGGUUUAGAUCCUAACCAAUUUAUUCAGCAACAGCAACAAGGUAACCAACAGCAGCAACAUCAACAUGUAGGUCAGCAACAGCAGCAGCAACAUCAACAACAGCAUGUGGAUCCACCUCAAGAUUCUCAUCACCACCAUCAACAGUAUCAGGAUCAAAAUCAGCCCCAACAAACAGAUCACCAUCACCAUCAACAACAUCAAACAGAACCUCACCGCCAUCAAAGUAAUGAUGUUCACAAACAGACACCUCCACCAUCAGACACUGUCACAGACAUGCCGGCUGUUGUCAGUCAGCCUCCUGCCACAGAGCAGCCUCCAGUCCAGGACUUCACUGGUAAGCCCACUGACAUCCCUGAUGCAGACGUAAUUGAUUCCAAGCCAGAACUGGCAAAACUUCAAACUGACAGUGAAGAUGCUGGUAGUACUGUGGAGGGGAUCAUGAAGACUGACACAACAGACGACAAACAAAAGGAAAGUGAAGAACAAUAUGGUUUUGAUGCCACGACAUCACAACAAAGACAGUCACUGGAACCAGUUGACAUUGCCUUCACCCCUGGAGACAUCUCUACGUCUAGUCAGUCUGACUUAUCCCCCAGUAUGGAGGAAAGGGUGAUGACAACAGACUCAAUCCCAACUCCCACUCUAGACAUCAAGGCAACUCAGGUGGAGGACCAGACAGCUACUGGAACAGAGGAACAGAAUCUGAGGCAAACAGUGAUCGAUGGGACCACAAUUCCUUUGUAUGAUGACAUGGAAGGAGAUUUUGGACUGACAACUGCACAGGAUCAAGAAACAUCGUCUGAAUCUGUGGCUGAGGUUUCAGCUUCAGAGUCUCAGUACAAAGCAGAUCUUACUGACUUGCCAUUUGCUGAAGAACCAUCAGAUUUCACGUACACACAGGAUGAAGAGCCAAAGCAAGAGCAGGAACAAAAGGAAGAAGUUAAAGACGUAGGACAGGAAGAAGUAAAGGAAGAAGAAAAGACCACUGUGGCUAACCCUGAGAAAAUAUUAGUUAAUGAUACCCAGAAUACUGAGGAACCUCCCCUUCACAUUGAACCAACUGCUGAUCAGAUAUAUCAUGGUGAUGACUUUCUGUCACGCAAACCUCUAUCUGUGGGUCAAGGUCAUCCCCCUCAAAACCAAGUUCAAGGUAAACCUGAAGAAGCCAAACCACCAGUUGAACCAUCUCAAGCUACUGAAAUCCCUGGGUCAACCUUGGCCUAUGACAUCACCACACCUCCAUCAGAUUUUGGUGAAAUUCCACCACCACUUUCUGAAGCUAGAAGGUUGCCAACUGAUGAGGAGCAAGGAGGUGCAGCUGACGCUCAGAUUAAAGCACCCCCAGUAGAAGAUCCCUACCAGACAGGAUCUCACAACAGCCGGCAGUUCACCGAGGACCACUUGGAGGAGGAAACGGUAGCUGGAGAAGGAGGAGGUCUGAUGGCAAGUCUGGAGUCCAGCCUGAAGGCCAUCAUUGUAAAGCUGCCCCCAUCCCUGCAGUCCCUCCUGGAGCAGGAACCACUUGGACUGUCGCCAACACUCUUUGUUCUGGUUACCAUAGCAACGAUGAUAUCCUUUGCCACCAUCAUGUUAUGUGGCUGUAUCUGUGGGGGGGGCAAGCAAGUUACAAGGAAGGACCCACUUGUUGUUGUCCGUGAGAUUGAGGAGAAGCUGUUCAUUGCUACCAAGGAGAAGGAGAACUUAGAGGACCAGCUACAGCUGAUACAGAGUGAGAAAAAACACAUUGAGGAGCAGCUGAUGUCCCAGGAGACGACCUCAGGGGGUGUGCAGACCGAACUACAGAAUGUCAAGCUUCACAAUGAGGCUCUGAAAACCCAGAUGAUGAGGCUGGAGGAGCAGGUGGACGACCUCACAGGUCAGGUGUCCUCUACCAAGGGAGACACUCAGUCCAAGGACAAGCAGGUUAAAGACUUACAUAAGCAGAUUUCUAAAUUAGAAGAAAAGAAUAAGAAAUCAGAGGAACAGUUACAAAAGAAAUCAAAGGAACUGAAGGAUAUGGCGGAAGACACGGAUACUCUGAAGGGACAGAUCAAGAGCAUCUCGGAGCAGGUGAAACAGCUGGAGACGAGGAAACAACAGCUGCUGUCGGAGGCUGAUGACUGGAAGGAGAAGGUGGAGGAUCUGAAUGAGAGGCUUCGUCAGAACAAGGAAGAGUUCAAACAGAUGCAAGAGACAGUCGCCUUCAAGGACAAUGAGAUGGAGGUCCUGAAGGACUGUUUCCGGCAGCUGAAGGUUCUGGAGGGGAAUGAUGAGGAUGAAGUGGACCAGACCCAGGUUGAGGAGAAGAUACAGAAGAUGAUGGAUGUCUCUAGAGUGAAUGCAUCCCUCCGGGCGUUACAAGACGAGCAUGACUCUGUAGAGAACAGACUGCAGAUAGAGACAGAUGGAAGGAAGGAAGUAGAAGACCAGCUGGAGAAGUGUCGGCGUGACAUGGAGACGCUGCAGACAGACAAGAUGAAGGCAGACCGGCAGUGCUUGGAGGCUCAGACUAAACUCAACGUAUUGUCCAACUACUUCAAGGAGAAGGAAACCCAGCUUCAGAGAGAGCUUGGUGAGCAUGAAGCGCUAAAGAAACAGAACGUCAACAAGCUGGAGAACAUCGAUGAACGUGCUCGUCUGAUGGAGGAGGAGGUCGAGAUGUACAAAGCACAGGCAGAAGGAUUGAAGAGGGAGCUGGCAUCCUCCGAGAGAGAUUUCAGACAGCAGAUUUCUGCAAAUGAGAAAAAGGCUCAUGAAAACUGGUUAGCAGCCCGAGCUGCAGAGAGAGAGCUGAAGGAGGUCCGCCAUGAUGCCGGGGUGUUACGUCAGAAGUUGACAGAGCUGGAGCGGCGACAGAUGAUGGGACCAGGGGGUUUGAUACGCCCCCUGCCGACACGAGGCAUGCCACCCCCAGGCAUGAUGAAUGGCCCCCCUUCCCCUCCCGGCAUGGAGAGGUCCCCAUCAAGAGGUUCUAUACCCCCUCCUCACCUCAGGGAUGAUGACUUCCGUGGAUCUCCUCAUGACAGACUCCCUCCCCCUCCAGAUCGACGCCCUCCACCCCCAGGUGCCAGGUUACCUCCCCACAUGCCCCCAGAUGGCAGAUCCCCACCCCCUGGUCGGAUGAUACAGGAAGGCAGGUCCCCACCCCCGUUUGACCGACGUCCCCCUCAUCCUAUGGACAGGAGGACCCCACCCUACAGACCACCACCCCGGACAUGAUGCCUGGUCCUCGAGGUCCCCACCUCCCUUCAGUCCUAAUUCCCCACCCCCAAGGAUGCCUCCCCCUCAUUUAAUGGACCCAAGGAUGGGCCCAAGAACAUCUUCUCCUAAUGUACGCCCCCCAACCCCAAGCCGUGAUGGUAGACCGCCAAGACAGCACAGCCAAGUAUGAAGACACACCCCUCCUGACUGUCAGUCACCCAGAGUGGGCGGGCUCACUGCAAUAUGUUGUCCAAUGUGUGAAAGGGAAUGUGAAUGAGUGACCAAUCAGAGCCACACAGGGCAUGAUGUUGAAGACAGUGUGUCUACUCACUGCCAUAAGCUCAUUUUAGAGUUGUUACUUGUUGAUUUUCAUUUUAGCUACAUAAAUCGAAUGGUGAUUGUAUAUUUCAUCGUAAAGAACAUUGAAAACUAAGAAUGACAUUCAUUGAGGAAGAAGGAUUCUUUUCUUUCAAGAAAGUGGAAGUUUCUAAUUAUGUUCAUUGCUGUGAUUACCUGUCCACAACCAUAUUACAUUGUCACAUUUACUGACUCAGUUUUCUGGGAAAAAUCUUGUAAUAUAGUUAUUCUGUCUACAUUUGUUUGUGAUGAUAAUGGUAGAAUUUCUUCCAGUUACUUGUCACUUAUUAUUUGAGUAUUGAGAAAAGCCAUAUCUAAGAUUGAGAUACAGAGCUUGAUGAUUAAUGGAGUUUAAGCUGUGCAUGACUCCGACCUGAAUGAAUUGGAGUGUGAGGUAACAACUGCAACAGUGAAGAAAUUGGUAGACCAUGAACACAUGAAACCCUAUAUGGAUAACAACUGGGCUACUGUCUGAUCUUCAUCACGUGAUGAAGCAGCCCUUGGAAACUUACAAACAACGAUGUCAAAAUGUUUCAGGUUGUUAUGGUAACGGCAUUGCCCAGUAUGCUCCCAUUAUGGUCUGUCAUGUCAUAGGCCGGCUGUGUAUAAGCAAUCUGAUCAUAGCUGAGGUUGGUGUGGAAACUGAGCUGUCAUGGAGCUUUUCUCCAUAUUUGUGAACAGAUGAUCAAAAUGGAACUCAUAUUUGGGGGUUCGAUGAAAUAAAGUGGCUGAAAUUGAAAUGCUCAUUCAUCUCAGCUGUUGAUGACAGAGGUGUUGAUGUAAAAGAAAAGUAGGACUGACAUUUUUUCACUGUUUGCGCACAUUCUGUGACUGUUUUUAUAGGAAUUCUUGAAAGUAAUACCUACAGUAGUAAGGUACUUUAGUUUGGGUGCAGCCAUCUUAACACGCAGAAUGUGCACCAGUUGUGGUUAAAUACUGUAUGGUGUUGAAAUUUCAUAUUACUUCACGUAAAGGCAGUUGGUGUCAAGUUUAUAUGGAGAAAAAACAAACUUACAAUCCUGAGAGAAUUCUGAUUGACAGUUUAGGUUGGAAACCAUCUCAGCGUGAUCAGUAUUCAUAUCGGCGACAGUGGAUGGAGGGAGAGCUCAUAUGCCAUGUUUACAGCCGAGGUAACUCUGUCUGUGUAUACUACAAUGUCCUAGUGUAUGAUCAAAGCCAAACCACUGUUGAUAUAUGACAUUAUUUAUUCUGUAUACUCCUGUUACAGUAGGCCUGAAUGUCUCAGUGUAACGCAGGUAGUGUGUUGAAAUUGUUGCCAUUAUCUCUUGAAUGGGAAAUCACAAGCUGAAUAUACCACUAGUCAUUUCUUACAGCAAAUCAUUGCCAUGUUCGUAUGUGCUAGCCUUAAAGGUCCUAGAUCCUGUUCCACAAAGUGAUCGUAAAGCUAAGAUGAUUGUAACAACCAUACUUUAACAUUGACUUACGACAGUCGUAGCGCUACAAUCGCUUUGAGUAACAGGGCCCUGUACAACAUGUAUACACAUUGUCCUGGUGCCAUAACUCAGUCAGCUUUGAUUAUCAAGUGUAUCUCAUCUCCAGUUUAUUAUCAUAUAUAUCAAGGGCAUAUUUUCACCAAAUCUUCAUUUGAGUCUGGGGCUGGUGAGGUAGCCUAGUGGUUAAUUGGCUCAUCACGACCGAAGGUCCAGGUUCGAUUCCCCACAUGGGUACAAUGAGUGCAGCACAUUUCUGGUGUCCCCCGUCUUGAUAUUGUUGGAAUAUUGCUAAAAGCGGCACAAAACCCAAGUCACUCACUCAAUCAUUUGAAUCUGGUUCAAAAUCUCACUCCAUAUACGUGCCUCAGAGGAAAACUGUUAAAAGUUUGUGAUUAGAGACUUGAAUAUGGUGACAAAACGUUCUUAAUAAAUCUAUAGUUUUCAAUGGGUCCAGAGUGUAUAUUGUAAUAAAAUGGAGAUAUUAUUCACUGAGAUAGGAGAAUAAUACAUUGUUGACUUCCUUUGAGGACAUUAUCUCAGUUCACAUGUGCUAUUAACUGUAAGAAUCACUUUUGUCAAAUACUUUUCUGUAAACUGGUGCUAUCAUACUUUAGAUAAUAAGAAUUGAGAACAUUGACAACCAUUUGCACAAAAUUAACUGAAACAUUCACAUCACAUAAGAAUAUUUCAAAGUUGUGAGUUUAGUGCCAUGGCUAAUGGUUUCCUGGUAUAGUUCUAAGCUGGUGAGGGCAUGACCUUUAUGGUUUGAAAAUACAGUAUUUGAUUGUACCAAUUAUAAAUAUGAUAUUGAAUAAAUAUAAUAAAUGUAGAAUGAGUGUUGUACUGUUUUGACAUGUUAAUAAAAUUCAUUUUGAUGUAAAUUUUUCAUUAAUUAUAUGUAAAUAUCAGGUUUUGUUUGUAAAUAUGAAAGGAGAGUUCCACGUUUAACAUAUUCUGGUAGAAAGUCCUCUAUGUCGAUUUUGAUGUUUUUAUUUAUCACAUAUUUUGUGCGUAUUGUGAGAAGAAAAAUAAGAAACAUUAUUUCCAGAGCAUCACAAUUUCAGAUUUUGUCUUUCACCAAAAUGAUAUUUGAUUUUUGAGAAGGGUAUAUAGUUGAUUUCAUAUUGAUCCUGUAAUAUUUACAAAAGACCAAAGAUAUUUUUCUUUAAAAUUUAAGGCACUUGUUACUUAGAGCACAGGUGUGGCUAUCUGCAUCAGUCUAAAACAUUGAUGGGUCCCCAAGUGAAAGCAGGAUUAUUCUUUGUCUGAAAAACAACCUUAAAAUCAGAAUUUUAGCAACCAUUUUUGAAACAUUCAAAACAGAAAUAGCUAGCAUACUUUAUUGGGUUCAAAUGUUCUGCAGUUUGGUAGCAGACCUAUAUACAUUUUGUACCUGCUUAAACAGCUGGUUUCUAUGCUGAGUGAAUUUAACAAAGCCGCAUGUUUACAACUGGAACAAACACUUUUAAAAUUGUAAUUUUGUUUGGUGCAUUUUGUGGAAAAACUAGACAUUUUGGGGUAAUAUGGUUAGAUCAUCAAUGUAUUGAUGAUGAAAAUAUCAGUGAAUAAAUACAUUGUACUCUAAACAAUGAAAGAGGUUUUCACAAUUUGAAGAAUUGUAGAUAGUUUGAUCAUUGGUUGCUUAACUUUUUACAAUCAGUAUACAUGGUCUGUGUUGCAUCAUUAAUCUUAACAUGCUCAGUAACAGAUCUGCUUAUCAAGCAGUUUGCAAGAGGUCUGUGGGGUUAAAGCAUUUAAUAUCAGGUGACAGACAUCCCACUGGAAUGAUGCCUUGCACCAAGAGUAAAAUCUGUAUUGUCUCUGUUCCCAAAAUGUUUAAUGAUGCUGAGGAACUUCUGACUAAGUGACAUGAUCUGUUUCAAACAUCCUGUUGAAAACAUUUGACAUGAAACAUUGUAUGGACAACUGCAUAUCUUACAGGUUUCUCUUAUGUUUCUGUAAAUGAUGCUAAGGACUUUUAGACUCGAAAGAUGAUAACCAGAUAUUCCUGAAUUAAACAUGUAAAUUUCAUACCUAAUUAUCAAAUAUCAUGAUAUUGAUUUUUUUACAAGUGAGUAUAAAAACCCUUCACAUUGUCGCUCUUAAAAAUGAAUCAUGUUUUGUAAUUAACAAAAAUUGAUUAAUUAGUUGAAACUCUCAGAACAGCUAUCAUGUGCUAAUUGACAUUUUCUUUAUGAUUGUUAAGAUCCAGUGUUUCACCAGUUCCUCUAUGAACAUAACUAAAUGGUUUUAGCCAGAAAGUGUAAAAAAAAACCCUGUAUUCUCGCUCGUUACGAUUAUCUUUAAAUAUAUAUAUAUAGAAUAUUUCCAGAUGUUUUAUACCUUUGAGUACAUAUAACAGAUUAAGACACUGCAAUAGUGCAGGGACUGUAGGCCUUUCUUUCAGUCACAUUAAUUCUACAUUUGUCCUUGUAAAUAUUCUAGUGACAAGUUACAUAUACUACUACUUUCGUGCUUUACUGAAUUCUCUAUCAUAUACUGUGAUGCCCCUCUUGUCCUGACUUAUAGUUGUGUGUGACAGCUGCCUACAUGAUUACACAAUCUGGCUACAGCUGUCCCGAAACCAGAACUUCAUUUAUACGGUCUAAUUGACCAAGUCUGGAUAAGUGGGGUGGCACUGUAUUGAUUGGCAGUGUGUUAAGUAUCUAGUCUGAGUGUUGGUUGUAUCAGCCCAGUGGUGUCAGUCUUGUGUCAUAUCUGUACAUAAUCAUCUCAUGUCAUUAAACAAUUACAUUUUAAAA
Haliotis rubra (blacklip abalone) is the source of this 8313-nucleotide messenger RNA. Its product is annotated as transport and Golgi organization protein 1 homolog. Gene Ontology annotation, cellular component: endoplasmic reticulum exit site; endoplasmic reticulum membrane. The record is from RefSeq and is a predicted model, not a curated record. Gene Ontology annotation, biological process: endoplasmic reticulum to Golgi vesicle-mediated transport; protein secretion; vesicle cargo loading. The coding region runs from base 120 to 3758 and encodes 1212 amino acids. NCBI's taxonomy places the organism in Eukaryota, Metazoa, Mollusca, Gastropoda, Lepetellida, Haliotidae. The transcript is spliced from 21 exons.